Molecule: messenger RNA, 1012 nt
Organism: Brassica oleracea var. oleracea
Lineage: Eukaryota; Viridiplantae; Streptophyta; Magnoliopsida; Brassicales; Brassicaceae
Product: short-chain dehydrogenase reductase 3a
Exons: 2
Coding region: 80-856 (258 amino acids)
Source: RefSeq, a predicted model, not a curated record
CUCAAAAAAAAUGUGUAUAUAUAUAUGCACUUAGCCUAGACAUGUUGUUUCUUCAUAUCUUCUUUGACAUCAAUCAACAAUGGCCAGACUCAUGAGAUUGGAUGGCAAGAUCACUAUUAUAACAGGUGGAGCCAGCGGGAUUGGAGCCGAAGCCGCUAGGCUAUUCACUGAGCACGGAGCCAAGGUGGUUAUCGUUGACAUACAAGAAGAGCUUGGUCAGAACGUGGCCGUUUCUAUCGGACAAGACAAAGCAUGUUUUUACCGUUGCGACAUAACAGACGAGACACAAGUGGAGAACGCGGUUAAGUUCACCGUCGAAAAACAUGGAAAGCUUGACGUUCUGUUUAGCAACGCCGGUGUCAUGGAACAGCCGGUAAGCAUCCUCGACUUGGAUCUCAAACAAUUUGACCGGACAAUCGCCGUCAACGUUCGCGGCGCGGCGGCGUUUAUCAAACAUGCAGCGCGUGCAAUGGUGGAGAAGGGCACGCGCGGGUCAAUAGUCUGUACGACGAGCAUAGCGGCGGAGAUCGGUGGUCCUGGACCUCAUGCGUACACGGCGUCGAAGCAUGCACUUGUAGGGUUGAUUAAAACAGCAUGUAGCGGGCUGGGGAAGUACGGGAUAAGAGUCAACGGCGUUGCACCCUACGGUGUGGCGACGGGGAUAAAUAGCUACAACGAGGAAACGGUGAAGAUGGUGGAGGAGCAUGUCGCCGCUACUACGAUUCUCAAAGGUGUGGUGCUCAAGGCUAGCCACGUGGCUCAAGCAGCUUUGUUUUUGGCUUCGGAUGAUUCAGCUUACGUUAGCGGGCAGAAUCUGGCGGUCGAUGGAGGUUACAGCGUGGUUAAGCCCAUGUGAAGAAAUUAAUAAAAAUAUUUGGCUGCAGACUCUUUUGGUGUUGAAUAAUUCUGUAUUGUCUUCCAUAUCUAUUCGGUAUAAUUUAUGUUUUUUGAAACAAAAUUCAGUGUAAGAUCAUACCUAAUGCUUUAAAGACUUCAAUGGAUAAAAGUGAUA